Ipomoea nil (Japanese morning glory) is the source of this 1226-nucleotide messenger RNA. RefSeq lists its product as uncharacterized. NCBI's taxonomy places the organism in Eukaryota, Viridiplantae, Streptophyta, Magnoliopsida, Solanales, Convolvulaceae. The record is from RefSeq and is a predicted model, not a curated record. The coding region runs from base 416 to 1042 and encodes 208 amino acids. The transcript is spliced from 3 exons.
AUCCAUUAACCUCCCUAUGUUUUGUCCUUUUCCAAAUCAAAACUUUAUUCCUAACCGCAAACCCAAAUCUUUAUUCUUUGUGCGAGUAAUUUUUUUUAUUUUUUUUUUAAACCCACUUGUUUGAAUCUACCAACUAAAAUGAAGCAGUGAAAGAGUUGACCAUUGAUCUCAACUGACAAAUACAUGAAUCCUAAAGACAAGAAGCUUCAAUUUUCUAACACCCUUCUUAAGAAUAAUUCUUCUCCUUUUCCAAGCAAUGAGAGAUUUCUUUGCAGAAAAAGCUUCCCAAUCCAAACCUCCCACCACAAGAAACCAGAUCCACCGCUAACCUCUGCUUUCUUCUUCUUCAUGUCUUUCUGAAACCCUUCACCCAAAUCUUUAUAUAUAUGUAUAUAUAUGUAAAUUAAUUAAUGGUAUGGAAAAACAGCACCGCUACAUAUUCCCUCUGAUUGUGGCCGUAAUCGUCGCCCUUGGCGUCGUCUCCUUCGCCCUCUGCAUCGCCGCUGAAUUCAAGAAGUCACAGGUAGUUUUUAAUCUGGGGAGGCGAGAUUUUGUAUUCCGGCGAGAUUGGCCGGUUCUUGAUUUUCCGGCGUUGAAAAUUUUGCAGAAGGAGGAUCUCCGGCUAGACGGCGAGUUCUGUUACUUGCCACGGAGCGAGGCUUUCGGAUUGGGAAUUGCGGCUUUGGUCAGUUUUAGCGGCGCUCAGGUCGCCGGAAACUUGCUGGUCAUCGGCCGGACGUUCGUGUUGGGCAAGCGGCGCAAGUCAAAGCUCGUAAUCUUCUCCGUGGUGCUGUCAUGGGUGAGCUUUGGAGUUGCAGCUAUUUUAAUGGGUACAGGCACAAGCAUGAACAAAAGUCAGCCCUUGGGUGAAGGGUGGUUAGAUGGAGAGUGCUAUAUGGUGAAGAAUGGAGUUUUUAGUGCCUCUGCAAUUUUGAUCAUCAUUAAUGUGGCCUCUACUCUAGCUUCUGCCCUCAUUAAUACAACACAAAAGAGGCAGCUGGUUGAGCAAGCUACAAAGGUCCAUGCUCAUGGAUCAAAGUAAAAUAAUACAACACACAUAUAUACAUACAAUCUUGAUGAGGAGGAAUACAGCCCUGUCUUGGUACAAAUAUAUAUAGGUUUUACCAUAAUAUACAAUUCCCCCUCAAAUUGUUUGAACAAGGGUUUAUAGUGAAAUGUUACCCAAUAUUUUGGCAAUAAUGAAUUGAAAGAUGUGUUUUCCCCCC